Messenger RNA from Linum tenue, 1520 nucleotides. The record is from the annotation of a GenBank genome assembly. Lineage: Eukaryota; Viridiplantae; Streptophyta; Magnoliopsida; Malpighiales; Linaceae.
UUUUAAUAACAAUAUAUUAAUGCAUUCGAUUAUGAAUCCAUUAUUAUUGAGAAAACGGCACGAUUCCCUGUCUGCCUGUCACUCGCCCCCUUAGACGUGGGAACAUAUACACAUUUUUCUGCACGAAGAAAAAUGCAUACAGCCAGCAGCACCCAGCCAACAACAAAACAGCUAAUGAUACACUCACUGACAAAGGUAAAGUUGAGAGCAGCCAACUUCCUUGUCUCUUCUCUCUUCUAAUUUCUCCUCCAAAGUCACUUCCUUUUCUCAUUUUCCUAAUCUCCUGCUUCCAUUUCUCAAUCCUGCAGAGCUCUGCUUCACAAACAAAGCUCGACCCUUUACAUUUUUCACAGGAAUCCUCUAGAUCAACGAAUACCCAGUUGAGAUCCCUGAGAUGGGCAAAGGAGGCGGGUGUUUCCCCAGCAAGACAAGGCCUCCCAUUGGAGUACCACCAGACAACAACACCCAAGCUUCUCCAGCUCCAUUGAUUCCAGAAGAACCAGCAGAAGAAGAACAAAGUCCUCAAAUCAUUACCGUUGUUCAAGACACCAGCGACGGCAACCAUGAUGGAGAACUAGUUAGCAAGAAGAGACGGCUCAAGAUUUACAUAAUCUUCUACUCAAUGUACGGGCAUGUUGAGAUACUGGCGAGAAAAGUGAAGCAAGGAGUGGAUUCAAUUGAAGGGGUUGAAGGAGUGUUGUAUAGGGUUCCGGAGACUCUGGCGAAUGCGACUUUGGACCAAAUGAGAGCUCCCCACAAGGGUAACGAUGAGGUUCCGUCGAUGUGUGUGGAAGAGAUGGUGAAUGCUGAUGGGUUCUUGUUUGGGUUCCCCACCAGGUUUGGUUCCAUGGCUGCUCAGAUGAAUGCCUUCUUUGACAGUACUCAUGAGCUGUGGGUGGAGCAAAAGCUGGCUGGGAAACCUGCUGGGUUUUUUGUUAGUACUGGGACUCAAGGGGGAGGCCAAGAGACCACUGCAUUAACAGCAAUACCUCAUCUAGUCCACCAUGGGAUGGUCUAUGUUCCAGUUGGAUACACAUUUGGAGCUGGAAUGUUCAGAAUGGAUGGCAUCAGAGGAGGUUCUCCAUAUGGCGCAGGGGUGUACUCUGGAGAUGGAAGCAGAGAGCCGAGUGAAACUGAACUUGGUCUUGCUGAACAUCAGGGAAGAUACAUGGCCACUCUGGUCAAAAGAUUUGGUCCUUCACCAUGAUUGAUGCAUGUGGGAACUCCAGCAUAUAUGCAUAUGAUUGAUUCUUUUUGUAGAUAGGAUUGGAUUUGAUAUCAAAGUUUUCUAUUUUGCGGCUAGAGUUCUUGAACAUUUGUGAUCUUCAUUGGUGUGUCAUUGUUUGUCUCGUCCAUUCAUGUAUGUAUAUGGUUGCUAAAUGCUAAGCUCUUGUAUGUUACUUCUUCUUUCAGUGAGCUCUAUUCAUUUGUAGCUUCAGCCAAUAAGAGGGUUACAUACUUGCAUAUGUGACUUUCUUUUUUGCAAGUGUACCCAUUUGUAUCUCUAGUUGGUACUCGUU